Rotaria sordida is the source of this 450-nucleotide messenger RNA. The record is from the annotation of a GenBank genome assembly. NCBI's taxonomy places the organism in Eukaryota, Metazoa, Rotifera, Eurotatoria, Philodinida, Philodinidae.
AUGUCAACAAUAAUCGAUAAUUUUCUUUAUUUGGGUUCAAUAGAAGACGCAUGUACACCAUCGUUAUUAAAUGAAUUAAAUAUAACACAUAUAAUUAAUUUAAGUUUAACAAGAAUUAUUCUUGAUAAAUCAUAUGAAAUUCUUCAUAUACCAUUACAUGAUACACUUGAUGAAUAUAUUAUUGAUCAUUUUCAACAAGCAAAUCAAUUUAUUGAAAAAUGUCAAGAUAAAAAUGGACGAUGUCUCGUUUUUUGUAAACAUGGAAGAUCAAGAUCAGUUGCAAUUGUAAUUGCUUAUUUAAUUGCUCAUCAUGGUCAUUCAUUAUCAUCAGCUUAUUUAUUUUUAUCAAAUAUUCGUCGAACAAUAUCACCAAAUCAAAAUUAUCUUAAUCAACUAAAUAAGUAUUCUUCUCAAAUGGAACAAAUUCGUUCUCCAGUUAUUUAUUCAUGA